GUUUCUGUCUGAGUAACUUGACGCUUGGAAGACGAUGCAGGGGAGACUCGAGGCCGCCGGAGAGGACUCCGCAUUUCAAGGAAAACAGCCACCUAGAAAUAAUGAUGGAUCAUAGUUGGCUCAAACACCUGAUGAAGACACUGAAUACUCGCCGUAUGAAGCAGGCUGGGCGUGUUUAAAGCCAGCCGGCUCAAGUAUCCGCUUUUACAUCCUCAGCCACCGGACGUUGGUAGGCGACUGCCCGGCUUGCUAGCCCGCAGUCCUUCAAAAUCUCUGCUCCACAAUCACGGACCUUCUCCAUUUAUUUUUUUAUUUUUUCAGUGGCAUUACGAAACCUAGCAAGUAUACAAGGGACUGGAUUAACAAAAAACGCACGUCUACUUUCAAUACAGUGAAGGUGUAACCUGCUAGUCCUCUAUUUCACAUCUGACCGCUGGGAACGAGCUAGCAUCAUCUGGAGUUGGACGCUGGCGCGGCUCCCCUACAGCAUCCUUGCCUGCGCCGCUGCACCGGAAUGCUAACUAACGAGGAAAUGGCUUUAACAUGACCGCGAACCCUUCGCCUCUCAAACGCCUAGCGCUUGUAGGUGGCACACGGACACUUUAGAUGUCAAAUGUAAUGUCCGCCGGGAGCUUGCAUCAUGCGUGUGGCUUUCCGCGUCUGUCUCCAGCCUCGCGGAUGACACUCGCACAGGUACCGGCGGUUCAAAGCGAGCAGCGACGGCGCGCGCACACAGUUGCCGGGUAGCGCUUAGAGACUUCUCCUGAGCUAGCUAGCGCCGAGCUAGGCGGCUAACAGCACAAAAUAAUAAUUAAAAAAAACAAAGCAAAAACAAACAAACAACAACCCCAAAACAAAACAAAAAAACCUCACAACCAAUACCAAUGGUUUCCCAUAAGGUUUUAGUCGCAAUAAUCUUACUGAACGUGUAUAUAGGUGUACAGUCAGUUUUUUACUUAUUCGGCGGUGUCCUUUUAACCGUCCUCUUUGCUAUGGCAUUUUUAAAUGGACCCAGGCUGCUGGACUGGGCGAGUUCACCUCCACAUCUUCAGUUCAACAAAUACGUCCUUACGGGAUACCGGCCAAUUUCCUCCGUGCAGGACUGCAUCAGAAGCCUGUUUUACCUGCACAAUGAACUUGGAAACAUAUACACUCACGGCAUCCCUCUGGUUUGCUUCCUGGUGCUGCUGCCUCUUAACAUCCCCUGGUCUCAGAUCAGCGUGACAUGGCUGGGUGUGGUGCACUUCCUGGCCUGCCUGUCACCCCAGCUGGGCUCUGUGGUCUACCACCUGUUCAUGAACCACGAGGGAGGGGAGCCAGUCUACCACACACUCCUGAAGCUGGACGUGUGUGGAAUCUGCAUGAUCAACACGCUGGGAGCGCUGCCUAUCGUCUACACCACGCUGCUGUGCUACCCACUUAUCCGCACUGUGGCCCUUUUAGUCUACAUCCUGCUGUCCAGCCACGCCAUCUACUGCGCCGUCACCGCUCGGAGCAGCGUUCGGCGGUUGCGCUCCUUCGCCUGGCAAGCGCUGUUUCGCUUCUCCUUCUUCCUGCUCCGCUGGGUGGGCGUGGGCGGCGGCAGUCCCACCUCGCUACGCCACUUUCUCACGAUGGAUGCACUGGCCGUGCUGGGCGGGGUCAUCAACAUCACGCGCAUCCCGGAGCGCUUUUGGCCGGGUCUCUUCGACUACUGGUGCAACAGCCACCAGAUCAUGCAUGUACUGGUGGUGAUCUCCAUCCUUUACCUGCACUGGGGCGUGCUGGACGACCUUCUCUGGAUCACCAGCUACGACUGCCCCUCAGAUUGACCCACACAGCAGCCCCCCGGCCCCUCACAAGGAGUGCUGGAACAUACCAUUGAAAGACCUCUGGGGGGAGGGGGGAGCCUGGAAAGGGAAGGGAAAGGACAGGGAUCACAGAAACUAAUGCUGUGCAUGUGUUCACUUCAUGCGCUGAAACUCAGAAUGUUCAUAUCUUCGUCCAUCUUGAUUUGUGCGAAUGCAGGUAAAAGUAUGUCGAGUAACACGCACAAUCAUUCUGACUUGCUCAGUUGCCACAAACUUGGUGCAAAGGCGUAUACAUACACACAUAAACACACAAACACACACACACACAGACACAUUUAUACACAAGCAGAUAAAAAAAGUGGAAAAUUUUAAAAAGUAAAUUUAUUAACCAAGUUUUAAACCCUAUAAUGUCUUAGGUAAAGGUUACAGCUCGAAGCCUUUUACAUAAUGAUAGAAGUUUCUUUUAAGGAUUACUUUGAUGUCGUUGAUUAAAAUGGUCUAAAUCAAUGGUUCUGAAAGCUGGGUCUACGACCCACAGCUAAAAUAUCUAGUGAUAAAUUUCCUUUAAAUUGCUGAAAUUACAUUCUGAUCUUAAAAAGUGGCGAUCUACAGAUGGAGACUAUAUUUUGUGUCCUUUAAUCACGCCCAUGUUACCUUUGGACGAGUAGAAACUGACACGUGUCUAAAAUGUUUCGAUUUAAAAGUUUUAUAAUUUUGGCAUGCAAGAGUAGAAAUGGUAGUAAGCAUGCGGUUUGUCAGUGUUGGGAUUAUAAGCGAGACCUUGGAAAAAUGUUCUUGCCUGUCGCCUCAGGAAUACACCGAGCUCAGCUGUGUUGCAUUCCAAGUCUCAUGCUGCUCCCGAAGCUGAUCUCGCCCACUCGCGACAAUACUUGCAAAUCCAUCAGACAGGUUGCGGCACGCCCCAGAAGCAGCUUUGUGUCCUGAGUGUUUUUUAUGGAAGCUGCAUUAAGAUGCACAGAGUAGGGCUGGAAUUCAGACCCAGAAGAUCAAAGAGUGUCUUGUCAAUUUUGAAAGAGUGCCGGGCGGUAUUCUGAUUCUAAUUUAAUUUAUCUGAGUAUGAAUUUAAGAAAGUAAUGAGGCUUUUUACCGGUAGAGACCUAGAAAAGACAAAACACUUACUGUGACCUUUGGAGGGGUUUAUAUGUGGUAAAACAUUUUGUGUAAGAAGUACUUUGGAGUGUUUUGAGAAGGGGCUUGUAUUAACUUUCAAACUCAAGGUUACCACUGUGUGUUAACGCCACUGAAGGUUUCAUAAAAAUUUAAGGGGCUGGGUGAGUGGGAGGAAAAUUCAGAACUUUCAAGAUUGAAGCUGUAAAAAGGACGAAAUGGCACAUUUAUGAGGAAAAAGUCUGAAGUUUAUAUUGCUGAAUCGCCUGUGUGGUCUUCCUGGCAGCUCCAUCUUCAACAUCAUUUGUCCAGUAUAUGCACUACCCCUCCUCUGCACAUGUCCAAACUAUCUCAGCCUUGCCAAUUCGGGUCCAUACAUCACAGCAGGUCUCACCAUCUUGUAA
This is a messenger RNA of Neolamprologus brichardi, 3322 nucleotides long. RefSeq names its product progestin and adipoQ receptor family member IVa (gene paqr4a). Gene Ontology annotation, cellular component: membrane. Gene Ontology annotation, molecular function: signaling receptor activity. NCBI's taxonomy places the organism in Eukaryota, Metazoa, Chordata, Actinopteri, Cichliformes, Cichlidae. The record is from RefSeq and is a predicted model, not a curated record.